AUGGCACAGAAACACCACUUCAAUGUUGAGCCCGUGGCUCGUUUCACGGGCCUCAAUGCAGCAAUUCGCAGGCCUCGAGAAAUCGCAUACUUUUCCUUCGACGAGGAUCACAAGUUUCGACUCGAUGACUCGAGCCUGCGCUAUUACUACCCGCCCGCACUUCCUUGUGAUCUCAGCAAAGGUUUUGAGACGUUCCACCAGCUCGACGACUCUGACGAUGACCAUCUGGAUGGACUCUUGGAUGCGAUCAUAGCGUAUGAGAAAGAGAAAGGCUCCAAAGCGGAGAUCGACUUCAUGACAUGGCGGGGAAUGAUGACCAAGCUGAUGAUAGUUCCCUUCUCCAAACUGGACGACUGGGAAAUGAAUGCCACCUUUUUCCAAGGCACUAUCUUCAUUGAGGAGAAUCACACCAAGAAGAUUUCUUCCCGUGAGGAACAGUAUUCAUCUGCGGGGCGACCAGGCGCCAUGUCGCAGGACCUCAUGAGUUUCUGGGGAUACAAAUUCGAGACUGUGUCCUUGAUGCCGACGCCAUGGCCCGAGACCUCUCGAGAGUACAUUGAAUCCCGAGAAGAUCUCCUGGUCAGCAACCACGCUCAAUAUUGCUCCAUCGUCCGCACCGGCUUCGGCAAAGUCAAGAUGAUUCUUGGUGGAGAAGUGGACGCUGUCAUGGCCUGCAAGCCAGAAGAUAAAUCGCUGCCAAUCGACUGGGUGGAGCUCAAGACGACGGCCACGAUCACUAACGAGAGAGAACAGAUCAAAUAUGAGAGGAAACUUCUCAAAUUUUGGGCACAAUCCUUCUUGCUGGGAGUACCCAGGAUUAUUGUUGGGUAUCGCUCCCAGCAAGGUACAUUGGAACGUCUUGAAGAGUUGAAUGUGCAGAAUAUCCCCGACAACGUCAAGCUGAAAGGCAAGGGUUUGUGGGAUGGUCAAAUCUGCAUCAACUUUGCCGCAAGCUUUCUUGAGUGGCUGAAAGCUACCGUCACUGCUGAUGGUGUCUGGCGAAUCAGAAAACGAGAAAAGUCUCCUGUGCUGGAGGUCUUCAAGCUGGAAGAAUCAGGGCACGGCGACAUCUUGUCGUCCACUUUUAUCGAGUGGCGUACCCACGGCCUGCCACAGCAUCAGGAACUUUUGCAGAAGCUCAGAGCGGAUGCAACAGCAGAGGCAUCCGAACCUCCUUGA
Fonsecaea nubica is the source of this 1179-nucleotide messenger RNA. RefSeq lists its product as hypothetical. Gene Ontology annotation, biological process: nuclear-transcribed mRNA catabolic process; NAD-cap decapping. Bases 1 to 1179 code for a protein of 392 amino acids. Gene Ontology annotation, molecular function: mRNA 5'-diphosphatase activity. The transcript is spliced from 4 exons. Gene Ontology annotation, cellular component: cytosol; nucleus. The record is from RefSeq and is a predicted model, not a curated record. Lineage: Eukaryota; Fungi; Ascomycota; Eurotiomycetes; Chaetothyriales; Herpotrichiellaceae.